Sphaeramia orbicularis (orbiculate cardinalfish) is the source of this 3050-nucleotide messenger RNA. Its product is annotated as SUMO-activating enzyme subunit 2-like. The record is from RefSeq and is a predicted model, not a curated record. The transcript is spliced from 17 exons. The coding region runs from base 1 to 1920 and encodes 639 amino acids. Lineage: Eukaryota; Metazoa; Chordata; Actinopteri; Kurtiformes; Apogonidae. Gene Ontology annotation, molecular function: SUMO activating enzyme activity. Gene Ontology annotation, cellular component: SUMO activating enzyme complex; cytoplasm. Gene Ontology annotation, biological process: protein sumoylation.
AUGGUCCAACUAGUGGGUUCCCUCCGAAAAGAGCUGGCUGACUCCCUUUCCACCUGUAAGGUGCUGGUGGUGGGAGCCGGAGGGAUCGGCUGUGAGCUGCUGAAGAACCUCGUCCUCACCGGCUUCAAAAAUAUCGAAGUGAUCGACUUGGACACAAUUGAUGUCAGCAACCUGAACCGUCAGUUCCUCUUUCAAAAGAAGCAUGUUGGCAAGUCCAAAGCACAGGUGGCCAAGGAGAGUGCUUUGCAGUUUUGUCCCACUGCAAAUAUUACUGCCUACCAUGACAGCAUCAUGAACCCUGACUACAAUGUGGAAUUCUUCAGGAAGUUCAUGCUGGUGAUGAAUGCUCUAGAUAACAGAGCGGCCCGUAACCAUGUGAACAGGAUGUGUUUGGCAGCAGACAUCCCUCUUAUAGAGAGCGGCACUGCUGGAUACCUUGGACAAGUCACUGUCAUUAAGAAGGGAUUGACAGAGUGCUACGAGUGCCAACCUAAGCCCACUCAGAAGACCUUCCCAGGAUGCACCAUCAGAAAUACGCCAUCUGAACCCAUUCACUGUAUCGUCUGGGCAAAAUAUCUUUUCAAUCAGCUCUUUGGAGAAGAGGAUGCAGAUCAGGAAGUGUCACCAGACACUGCUGACCCGGAGGCAGCCUGGAAACCAGAGGAGGCAGCAGCUCGCGCCACAGCCUCAGAAAAGGACGGAGAUAUCAAACGUGUGUCCACCAAAGACUGGGCCCGUUCCACAGGAUAUGACCCCGUCAAGCUUUUCAACAAGCUGUUCAAAGAUGACAUCAUGUAUCUGCUCACCAUGGACAAAUUGUGGAAGAAGAGAAAAGCUCCAACACCUCUGGACUGGCAGCAGCUGGAGAACAGGGUGUGUCCUCAAGAGGAGUCUCCAGGAUCAGGUUUAAAGGACCAGCAGGUUCUGGGCGUUUGGGGUUACUGCCAGCUGUUCCAGCACAGUGUGGAGACGCUCCGCACCCAGCUGCAGGAGAAGGGAGACGGAGCUGAGCUCGUCUGGGACAAGGAUGAUCCUCCAGCCAUGGACUUUGUCACUGCCGCAGCCAACCUCCGUAUGCACAUCUUUAGCAUGAACAUGAAGAGUCGUUUUGAUGUCAAGUCUAUGGCAGGUAACAUCAUUCCAGCUAUUGCUACAACCAACGCCGUCAUCGCUGGACUUAUCGUUCUGGAAGGACUGAAGAUCCUGUCUGGAGAAGUGGAGUCCUGUCGCACGAUCUUCCUGAACAAGUGUCCGAACCUCAGGAAGAAGCUGCUGGUGCCGUGCGUCCUGGACCCGCCCAGCGCCAACUGCUACGUCUGCGCCAGCAAACCUGAAGUCACAGUCAAACUCAACGUCCACAAAACCAUGGUCCUCUCGCUGCAGGACAGAAUCCUUAAGGAGAGGUUUGGUAUGGUGGCUCCAGAUGUUCAGAUAGAAGACGGAAAAGGGACCAUCCUCAUCUCCUCAGAGGAAGGGGAGACAGAAGCCAACAACAGCAAAUUUCUUGCUGACUUUGGGAUCCGUAACGGCAGCCGUCUCCAAGUCGACGACUUCCUCCAAGACUACACACUCCUGGUUAAUGUCCUGCACACUGAGGAACUUGAGAGGGAUGUGGAGUUUGAGGUGGUGGGCGAGGCUCCAGACAAAGCCCCACCGCCUCAGAGUAACCAGGAGGAUGUGAACAGUAUCACCAACGGCAACAAGGACUCCGCCCAGCCAUCAACCUCCUCUAAAGCUCGAGCGGAGGAUGACGACAUCAUGAUCGUCGACUCUGACGAGGAGGGGGCGUCGUCCAGCGCGGCGGCAGGAACGGCGGCGACCCCCAGCGGCACCAAGAGGAAGCACUCGGACGCAGAAAACCGGCGAAACUUCCAUCAAGCGGCCGCGGACGGACCAAUCAGGAGCGGCAGCCGACAAUGACGACGACGACGAUAUCAUCGCUCUGGACUAGCCCCGCCCCCUCCACCCCCAUCUCACAGUCUCUUUGAACGUUUGACAUUUUGACUUCGAGACGGACAGUAGGCUCAAAUAAAACCACCCUCUUUUAUGAAGAACAACUUACUGCCCCGGUUCAUAUUUGGUCACUUCCUUUUCCCCUCAGACUGUUUUGUGCUUUCAUACUCCCUCUGCUCCACCUCACAUGAUGCUGUAAAUAGGUUCUACAGGUUUUGAAAAGUACAUACACCUUUUUUUGUUAUUUUUAUUCAUUUCUGAUCCCUAUAAAAUGCUUCUCUUGAUGGUUAAAAAAAAAGUGCUUUUUUGUAUUUUUUUAUAAACUUACUGUAUUUCUCAUGCUACACAAGUCAGGGUGUUUGUGCUUUGUCGUCGAGUUACAAAAGAAUGAAUAAGACUUAAAACCAAAACAUUUCCUUGGGUUGUAAUAUUUAUGUGUUUGUUGAGGGGAAGGUUUCAGACGGACUGGAGGGUCUUCGUCUGUACACGUACGGUACCAGUUUUUCUAAAGCAGAGGCGCUGAUGAAGGGUCUGGCCACACUGUGACGUGGGUGUUGUCGGUUUGCUACCUCUUUUCUACAUCUGAAACAUUUUGGCUGCAAAUGCAUAACCCUGCCCUCCACACAACGGCCACAGUGAGGCGUCCAGCUCCUACACAAACUUGACUGAAGUUCACCCCGGAGCGAACCAAGCGUCCUGUGAAACUGCUAAUGUUAUCUUCUCAAAUCAAUGUUCAGGCUGAGCGCUAGCGGCUUAGCAUCAGGCUAGUUGUAGUUUUAAUGUUAACGGUAUCUUUUUGUGAGUGUGGCUUGGAUCUGUUUGAGAACACAGGUCACAUUUUGCUUUAAAACGCUUAAAAAAAAUUAAAAAAAAAACGACAACCUCUGAGAAGGACCAGUUCAUUUGAUCUAAAGUGCGGUUAAACUGGAUCCAGACCUGUUGGGGGCACCGCUACGCUAACGACUGCUAAGUGUAGCCGGUCUCCGACUGGUUUAGUCCGGUCGAACCUGUGUCUGUGUCAUUUCAUUGUGAUCGGAACUUGAUGAAAGGCCUUUUGGACCAAUUUGAUGAAGACAAUAAACUCAACAUAUACAGAC